Necator americanus (New World hookworm) is the source of this 3495-nucleotide messenger RNA. RefSeq lists its product as uncharacterized. The record is from RefSeq and is a predicted model, not a curated record. NCBI's taxonomy places the organism in Eukaryota, Metazoa, Nematoda, Chromadorea, Rhabditida, Ancylostomatidae. Gene Ontology annotation, biological process: dolichol-linked oligosaccharide biosynthetic process. The transcript has 19 exons. Gene Ontology annotation, molecular function: N-acetylglucosaminyldiphosphodolichol N-acetylglucosaminyltransferase activity; zinc ion binding. The coding region runs from base 1 to 3495 and encodes 1164 amino acids. Gene Ontology annotation, cellular component: UDP-N-acetylglucosamine transferase complex.
AUGCAAACCUCCACUUCCGCUCCAUGCUCUAUCUGCGGCAAGGGCCCAUUUCUAAUACAAAACCUCUAUAAGCACUUGCGCAAUGUCCACAAGUGCUCAGAAGAUCAAGUGGAAGAAGUAAAAAGCGCUGUAAAAAGGGCCGUGUACGCAGAAGAGAUCAAGUGUGAUACCUGCGGAAGGGUAUUCUUCUCUGCAUAUGGAAUGAGAAAGCAUAAGAAGAAUGUGCAUGGAGACAAUGCUGCAUCAACAUCAGCAGCUAGCGAAGCAAACUCGGGAAUAAACCGACCGAUCAAAUGCCCAGGUUGUGACCAAAGUUUUAGUACCCAGUUAGAAUUAGCGGUACACUGCCAGAAAGAACACAAGUGUGGCGACACGGAUUUUGCUAUAGUUGAGGAGUGGCUAGGAAGACAGGAGACGGAGACUUGCUCCAAGCUAAUUAAACGAGGACACAACACCAGAAGCAGUAAGGGGCACACAUAUACGUAUACCUGUCAACACGCUGGAGGAGAUGGGAAAGGUGUUGACCCACAGGAAGUGAAACAACGAUAUAAGAAAAUGAAGCAAGUGCAUAAGCACUGCCCUUGUUUUGCUAAGGUGCAUGUACGUGGAGACGGAUUGGUUGAGAUCACAGCGUGUUUCGGCCACCUAGGACACGAUAUCAACUCAGCAUCUUUCCCGCUUUCGAAUGAAGACGAGUUGACUAUCAAGUCAAUGAUUGUGGAAGGCGUCCCGCCACAAACGAUAGUUGCAAAACUGCGGGCAACUAAGUGGAGAGCGAAUGAGGAUCCCCGGAGACAACCUCGUAUAUGCUAUAUUACGAUGAGAGACGUCACUAAUAUCGCCGCGCGUCAUGGUCUUGUGGAUGGUAGAAGAAGUGAAGAUGACCUUACUUCUUUGAAGUGUCUACUGAAGGAUGAAAACGAAAUUGCAGCUGUUAAACUAAUUGAGACAGACGACCCGACCGGAGAUGGAUUCGCUCUAGCAUUAGUUACCACCAAUGGAAGAAAGUAUCUCGAGCGUUAUGGACACCGUGGUAUAGUGUUCGACGAUACCUUCAACGUAACACGGUAUGCGUUCCGUCUAGCCACUUUGCUCGUGUCAGAUGACGGGGGCAACGGUUUCCCAUGUGCCUUCCUGUUAUCAUAUCGUAUGACAGCAGCGGAAAUCCGGGUCCUUUUUGAAUUAGUUAAGGGAUGUGAAAUCGGACUGAACCCGCAGUACGUCAUGACCGACGACACCUACGUCUUCUACAACGCAUUUAAAGCGGUAUUCCCCUCAAGUCAGGCUGCUAAAGUGCUGUGCUCCUUUCAUAUAAGUCAAGCGCUGCAGAGGAAACAUAAAGAGCUGCUGAAGGAUUCUGAUGUGCGAACUGCAAAGGGCCUUCUCUCCUCUCUUCUCAUAGAAACGGACCCCAAAGUAUUUGAAAGCAAGUAUUCUGCCUAUUUGACAUGGCUGUCAUCGAUAGAAUCGAUGGAGAUGUUGACUCAUGUAGAAAAGAACUACUCAGGGAGAAGAAGAGAGUGGGCUCCAUGCUAUCGCCCAAAUGCUCCGUUUACAACAUCUAACCACGCGGAGUCAUGGCACAACACACUAAAGCACACCAUCCUGCGAGGAAAGCAAAACAGCAGAAUGGACACCGUAGUCCAUCUCUUGUUGAGCCAUUCGCGUAAUCGUCAGCUCCAGCUUAUAUCCGCGUGCGUCCGAGGAGGUUCUGACAUGUCUUGGAGACGUAAGCAGAACACACGACGUCAUAAGGAUGCUCUGUCGUCCUACAGUAGCACGACGGCUGCAAUAUCGAAGGAAACAAGCAACUCUUGGAGAGUGGUCUCUAGGUCGCGAAAAGGGGUUUCGUACGAGGUGACUAUCAACGAGUCGUCCUGUGACUGCAGUGAAAAUGUCAACUCCCACUGUGAACGUUGUGGGGUUUGUGGGUAUCAGGUGCAGUGCACAUGCCCUGACGGAUACCAGUCAGGAGUGUCGUGCAUCCACGCCCACGCAGUCGCCACAUUUGACGAAGAUGCCGCCCGUAUGCUUCGCCCAGUACGAAGACGACUGGAUGACUGCAGCACUCCGCUACCAUCAUGCAGCAAAAGUUCAUCUGGAGACAGCGGAAGAACAUUCAAUCUUGCUCCUGAUGACGAUACCGUCGAUGAGGUCACAUCUAUAGAAGACAUUGUAACCCAGGAUAGUCUGAAGGAAGCGCUCCAGACGAACCAAGGAGUCCUAGCGCUACUUUCUGAAAAGGUCCGAGAGUUAUGCAGAACGAAGCAAGUUAAGCUGGUGGACCGCAUAAACGAAGGAUUGAGAAGCAUUUUACAGGAUAUUACCAAGGAGAUGGUCGAGGGCGCACAUCCUUCAAGAAGGAUUAGGAAAGAACGAGAAGUAUCGGCAAAACAAGAUGUAGAAAAUAAAGAAAAUACUGUCGCUAAAGAAGUGAUUGGAUGUGCGCCUUUUGCAAGAAGAACUGUUUUGCAAACAACCGGGGCAGGACCGAAACCUCUUCGAAUUCAGCCUCAGUAUAAAAGUAGGUCAACGAUCAAGGCUGAGAAGAAAAGGAAGACGAAAUUCAUCGACGACGAGAGCGAUCUGGAGGAGCAAACGCGAUCAAUUUUAGGAACAGAUCGUCGACUUCUGCAGACAUGUUUCGUCUGUGGCAGAAGAAACCCAGAAGAGAACGAUGAGAACGAAGUGUUCUGGGUGGUGUUCGAACAAUUCGGCGCCAGUAUUUUCAAUUUUGUACGCAAAAAUCCGUUACGUACUAUUGCGACUGAUCGAGAGCGCUGCUCCCACGAAGCACGUCAUUGCCGGGUCUCGGGCGCUGCUCUUCCGAUGAUUUACGUCUUCUUCUUCACUAUAGUUAGCUUAAUCCUAUGGGGCGUAUUUUUAACGACUGGAUACCUUUGCUAUUUGGUUCGACAUUCAAAUCAUGGUCAAACGAAGUACAAAGUGAAUCCUCGGACUGAGCCCGUAUCGCUGUGUUGUGUGAUGGGCUCCGGUGGUCAUACGAUGGAAAUGUUGGAGUUGUUGAAAAAUCUUGGAAAACAGUACACACCUAGAUGGUAUAUCAUUGCGGACACGGACCAUAUCAGCGCAGAUAAAGUAAAAGAGUUCGAAAGCAGUCGUGAGGAUGGCGCAUUCAAUAUUUGCACUAUUCCGCGAAGUCGCGAAGUUGGACAAAGCUUCAUCACCGCUGUUCCGACUACCCUAUACUCGUUCCUAUUUGCCCUUCGUAUUGUAUGGAACGCUAGCCCGGAUCUUCUUCUAGUGAACGGUCCCGGCAGCUGCAUUCCUGUCGUGUUUGCUGCCGCUCUUUUUGAUAUGGUGCGACUACGGGACACAGUAAUCAUUUAUGAGGAAUCAUUAUGUCGCGUUGAAACCCUAUCUCUAUCUGGCUCGAUCCUGUAUUUCCUUGGAUUGGCAGAUGAUAUUAUUGUGCAAUGGAAACAGCUUAAGGAGAAAUACCCCAGGACAACUCUGAUCAGCGAUCUACAGUGA